Molecule: messenger RNA, 3499 nt
Organism: Pogona vitticeps (central bearded dragon)
Lineage: Eukaryota; Metazoa; Chordata; Lepidosauria; Squamata; Agamidae
Gene: SIX1
Product: SIX homeobox 1
Biological process (GO): regulation of transcription by RNA polymerase II; regulation of skeletal muscle cell proliferation; skeletal muscle fiber development
Cellular component (GO): transcription regulator complex; nucleus
Molecular function (GO): DNA-binding transcription factor activity, RNA polymerase II-specific; RNA polymerase II cis-regulatory region sequence-specific DNA binding
Source: RefSeq, a predicted model, not a curated record
AUGGUGGCAGCCGCGGGAGAGACCAGAGAUGGCGAGACGAGCGUCCUCCUGUGGGAGAGCGGGGAGAGAGUGGUGGAGCAGGGGGGGAACCUGGAGCGCCUGGGCCGCUUCCUGUGGUCCCUGCCGGCCUGCGACCACUUGCACAAGAACGAGAGCGUCCUCAAGGCCAAGGCGGUGGUGGCCUUCCACCGGGGCAACUUCCGCGAGCUCUACAAGAUCCUGGAGAGCCACCAGUUCUCGCCCCACAACCACCCCAAGCUCCAGCAGCUCUGGCUCAAGGCGCACUACGUGGAGGCGGAGAAGCUGCGCGGGCGGCCGCUGGGCGCCGUCGGCAAGUACCGCGUCCGGCGGAAAUUCCCGCUGCCGCGCACCAUCUGGGACGGCGAGGAGACCAGCUACUGCUUCAAGGAGAAGUCGCGGGGCGUCCUGCGCGAGUGGUACGCCCACAACCCCUACCCGUCCCCCCGCGAGAAGCGCGAGCUGGCCGAGGCCACCGGCCUCACCACCACCCAGGUCAGCAACUGGUUCAAGAACCGGAGGCAGCGCGACCGGGCCGCCGAGGCCAAGGAGAGAGAGAACACAGAAAACAACAACGUGUCCACGAACAAACAGAACCAGCUGUCCCCCUUGGAUGGAGCUAAGCCGCUCAUGUCCAGUUCGGAAGAGGAGUUUUCGCCCCCACAGAGUCCAGAUCAGAGUUCCAUCCUUCUGCUCCAGGGCAACCUAAACCACGCCAGGAACUCCAGCUAUUCGUUGACAGGUUUGACCACCUCCCAGACAAGCCAUGGCCUCCAGGCUCACCAGCAUCAGCUACAAGACUCUCUCCUUGGACCUCUCACCUCCAGCCUGGUGGACUUGGGCUCAUAAUCGGAUGGAGGUGGCCAGUGGGUGGCUUGUAAAUAAGGAGACAAUGUCGUCCACGGCAGGUUUUUUUCCCCUCUCCCCUUCUUCAUUUUGUUUUCCCAGUUUUCCUGGUGAUUCUUAAAGUGACUUUUUUUUUAACCAAAAAAAUCUCUUUUGAAGCACGCUUCUCCACCUUGAUUUAACACUUCUCCCUUGGCCUCUCUUAAGAGAUGUUAAAUUUCCAAACAUUUCCAUUUCCCCCCCCCAGGGAAAAAUGAUGAUGAUGAUUUUUUUUGGAAAUUUUGCAUCUCUAAAGAGUUCUUACAAUAAGAAAAUAUCAAAGGACAACACUUCGAAGUGUGUGGUGUUUUGAUUUGUUUUUCUGGAAAAACAUGGAAAAUUUUGGAAAUUUUGCAUCUCUAGUCUCCCUUACGUCUUAGCUGCAAGCCAAAUGAAAAUAAUAAGACCUGGGAUAUACAUGGGGCCCACCUUUUGCCCUCCACCCCUUUGUAGUCUCUUCAAUUUAAUUAUUGUGCUCCUAUCAGUUGGAUUUAGGGACGGUUUAAUUUAAUUUUUUAUUUUUUUUUCUAAUGGUGGGCACCACCUAGCCAAGUUAAGCAUAGUUCAUUAAGUGCAAAGUACAAGAGAAUUCAAAAAAAAGGCUUACCUUGGGCUAGAUCCUAUCUAUUCCUCUUCUUGCAGAGGAGGAAUGCAUUAAUUAUAAAAGGAAACCAUUUUAUAGCUAUAUAUUCUUACUCAGAAGUUAGUACUACUAAGUACAAUGGGACUUCACAGAACAAUCCGAUGCAUGUUUACUCAGAAGCCAGUUUAAUGGGAUUUGCUCCCAGUCUUGGCUAGUAUGGCAGGUUUACUCUUGAGUAAGUGUGCUUAUGACUUUAUUUGUAAUAGCUGGUGGUGGGAUUAUUGUCCUGGUUUGAAUUUUUUUUGGGGGGGGAGAAGGGGUUGGGAAGUGGAGUUAGUGUACCAAAACUUUUACUUUGAAAGGGAGAUCUGAAGAAGGUAGAUAAAGUUUACAUUUUUUUGUGUUGGGGGGGCUUCUGGUCACGUUUAGUGUCCUGAAAGGAUUUUAAAGUAGCUUUAAAAAAUAAGAAUGAUGCAGUAUUAGCUGAAGAAUACAAGUGCCUAUGUCUUAAUGCAGGUUUGUAAGGCCUUUUAGGGUAAAAUUUAAAUGUGAUCCUACAUUCAUGUCAUUUUUAUGUUUGUGGUGAAUUUAGAGAGUGAGUCCACAUUGUUAUUAUUUUUUUAAGCGACAACAAUACUCAGCAACAACAACAAAACCAGGAACAGCUUACCCAGCUGUUUAGUGAAUGAGCCACAGAGUUUUUAUACCGGUUUUCUUUUCUAUCUAACCCCCUCUCAAUAUUUCAGACAUUUGCAGAAAAAAACAAACACAAUGUUAAUUUGGUUUUGUUACCAAGAACAGCAUGUGGUUUUCCUUCCAGGCUUCUUGUACCCAGAGAAGUCUAAAUUAAAUGAUGAUGAUGAGACUGAAAGACUAUCAUGUUUAUUUAUAAAAAGACAAGAGGCAGUUUGUAGUCUCCUUAUACAUCCUAGUGUUCUAUCUAUGCCAGGCGUUUGGGGUUUUAAAUCUACUCAAGAGUAAAUUCCCUAGUGUUUCAAUAAAGCCUGUUGAAUAGGAGAAGGGUUGUGGGAGCAGCAUUUGGAAGUAACUAGCCAGAAACGAGUUACUUCGUUUUUCUUAUGUUUUGUAACAACCAAGGCAUAAUUAUGUUACAACUUUGCUGUAAACAAGGAUAACAUCACCUCUUUUGUCUGCCAUGAUGGUAAUUCUUUUUAGUUACUUCUAGAAUAUGCACUAGCUAUCUACUUGCAACACUCUGAUGUGGUUUCCCUUCCCCUCCUAAUAAGAAUUCAAAAGGUAACUAUUUUCAGUUCUUUGAAAUAAUGAGAAAGUAAAGUGUUACUUUGAAAACUGUUCUAGUGACAACUAAUUACUUUUCUGGGCCGCAGGGCUUUAGCUGUAGCUACGUGUAAAAGGAAUUUUCCAAGAAGGGGGAAAGAAGAUGUUUGAAUUCAGUUCAAGUAACCUGUCUUUUCCCCUGCUUUAAAAGAAGUUCUUCUGUCAAGCCCUAUGUUUAGACUCCUUGCAUCAAUAAGAGAGAAUAAACAUGAAAUGACAGACAUGAAAACUGGAGGAACCAUCCAAUUAAGGCCACUGAAAUCUCCACGGAGCUCAAGAAAGGCAUUCUGACAAUAUAUCCAUUAGAACCAAGGGGUGAUUUUGCAAGAACUUAAUCAUGUUUACUUUAACAGAAUUCUCCUGGGAACUUAGACCCUAUUUAAUGUGCUUUGGAAUUCAGCCCAUGGAGCCAGCACUGUUCUUCCUUGCUCUGAAAUAAGACUCAACUCCUCUUCAUGCUUACUCCGUCGAGAAAUAAAAUCCUUGGAAAGUGCAGUGGUACUUACUUUGAAGAAAACGUGCAUUGAUUGGAGCUUGCAGGUCUUUUCCAAUUUAAUGGAAAUUGACUGGAAGGAUAGAUUUCAGACUUAAGUGGGCUUUAAUUUGCCAGAGGAUCCAUUUGAUGGAGUCCAGUUAUGGCUGAGAUGGCACAGCACCCAAAAACGGCAUCACCAAGGUGUGAGAAAGGCACCUGCACCCACCCAGUCGCUAUCA